This is a messenger RNA of Hibiscus syriacus, 3203 nucleotides long. Its product is annotated as receptor-like protein EIX1. Gene Ontology annotation, molecular function: protein binding. The coding region runs from base 63 to 3113 and encodes 1016 amino acids. The record is from RefSeq and is a predicted model, not a curated record. NCBI's taxonomy places the organism in Eukaryota, Viridiplantae, Streptophyta, Magnoliopsida, Malvales, Malvaceae. The transcript has a single exon.
AAAUUAGCUUCAAGAUGAAGUAGACGAAUCUACCGGCUCCAUUUUCUUCAUUUUGCAUAAUCAUGGACGAUUCCAAGAGAGUUGGAACUGUUGUUUUCCUAGAGUUCUUUUGCCUCAGUUUUCUAGUUAUUAGCCUUUGCAAUGUGAUCUCGGAUGCUGCUUGUCUUGAAAGUGAGAGACAGGCUCUUAUGAGGUUCAAACAAGACCUGACAGAUGCUUCGGACCUGCUUGCCUCUUGGAGCAGCAAUGGAGGCAACUGUUGUGACUGGACCGGGAUUGUAUGUGACAAUGUAACUGGUCGUGUCGUUGAGCUUCGUCUUGGAAAUCUUCAUAAUCCAAGAGAUGAUACCGCCUUUCCAGGCAAGCCUUUUGAGCGAUCUAGAUUGAGUGGUAAGGUAGAUUCUUUGCUCGGUUUGAAGCAUUUGCGGUACGUAGACCUGAGUGGAAACAAUUUCGGAGUUAGAAUUCCUGGAUUCCUUGGUUCUUUGCACAAUCUAAGAUAUCUCAACCUCUCUAAUGCUGGAUUCGAGGGAUCGAUCCCUGCUCAACUCGGAAACCUUACAAAUGUGCAGUAUCUUGAUCUCCAUGAUACAUUAUCUGAUUAUCUGUAUGCAGAGAAUCUUCAAUGGCUUACAAAUCUUUCAAAUCUGAAACACCUUGAUUUGAGUGGCAUAACUCUCAGCAAAGCCUCCGAUUGGUUUGAGGUGACAAAUGCUCUCCCUUCUUUGAAUGUCUUACGUCUAUCCGAUUGUGAUCUUGAUCCUUUUCCUCCAUUGAAAACUGUUAAUUUUUCAACUCUGAGAACUCUGGACCUUUCCUAUAACACAUUUAGUAACUCCAUUUUUAGCUGGAUUUCUACCCUUACUUCCCUGUUUUCACUUGAUCUUAGACAUAACAGUUUCCGGGGUCAUUUCCCUGAUAGUCUAAGAAACAUGACCUCUCUAACCUAUCUCAGCUUAUCAAGCAACCAAUUCAAUUCAUCGAUACCCAGUUGGUUGUAUGGUUUGAACCAUCUUCAGUACCUCAAUCUCGGGUCAAAUAACUUGCAAGGCACAAUCUCAGAGCAUGUCGGAAACUUGACAUCGGCCGUAAGCCUCAUCUUUGACAACAACAAUCUUGAAGGAGCAGCAUUAAGAUCCUUGGGAAACCUUUGCAGCUUGACAAAUCUUGUUCUGUCUGGUGUCAGGUUGAGUCAAGACAUAUCACAAGUCUUAGAAUCUCUGUCAGGAUGCCUGUCUGACAGACUCGAGUCCUUGUUUCUGGUUAACUGCAUACUUUCUGGUCACCUGGGCAAUCAACUUGGUCUAUUCAGAAAUCUGCGUAGCCUUUACCUGACAAAGAAUUCGAUUUCUGGUCCAAUUCCAGACUCAUUAAGAACACUUGCAUCCUUGAGAGAAGUGGACAUAUCCGAAAAUCGAUUCAAUGGGUCUUUACCGGAAUGGCUUGGAGAGUUUAAGGAACUGGAAGUCUUAUGGAUUGGUAAAAAUAUGUUACAGGGUGCGGUUUCUGAGGUUCAUUUCUCUAAUCUCACAAGUCUGAGGUCAUUUCAGGCUUCAGGAAAUCAUGGACUGAGUUUGAGAGUGAGUCCUGGUUGGAUUCCGCCUUUCCAACUCGGGGUUAUAGCUUUGUCGUCAUGGAAUUUAGGUCCGAGAUUUCCCCAUUGGCUACGUUCCCAGAAGGAUUUCCUGUUUUUGGAUAUAUCUGUUGCAGGGAUCAAUGAUACAAUUCCUGACUGGUUUUGGAACUUGUCUUCCGAGUUCUUUUAUAUGAAUAUUUCUCACAAUCAAAUCCAAGGGAAUGUUGCUGAAGUUCUCAACACAAAUCCUCCAGCUGGUUAUGAAUCAUCUAUUGAUCUGAGUUCUAAUUUCCUCCGGGGUACAUUACCAUGUUUGUCAUCCAAUGUCGGUACAUUAGAUCUUUCGAACAAUUCAUUUUCGGGGUCCAUGUCACCCUUGUUAUGUUGCAAGAUGGAAGAAGCAAAGAGCCUGGGAACUCUUCAUUUAGCCUAUAAUUCUCUAUCUGGACCAAUUCCUGACUGUUGGAUGAGUUGGCCAAGCAUAUUUUCCAUGGAUUUGAAGAACAAUAAUCUAAGUGGUAGCCUUCCUAGCUCCAUGGGAUCUUUAAUCUUUCUUCAGUCUUUACACCUACGCAAGAACAACCUUUCCGGAGUUUUGCCACCCACGCUGCAGAAUUGUUCAUCGUUGUUGGCUCUUGACCUCAGUGAAAACAAAUUCGAAGGGAGCAUACCGAGCUGGAUUGGUGAAAAGCUGUCGAAAAUCAUGAUUGUCGGUCUUCGUUCGAAUAAUUUCCAAGGUGAUAUUCCUCGUGAACUCUGUGCUCUUAGUUCUCUUACAAUUCUAGACCUCGGACAUAACAAUUUGUCGGGAAAGAUACCAGAAUGUUUCAAUAAUUUCAGUGCCAUGGUCAGCAAAAGGAACUCAAGUGACCCAAUUUCUUAUUCUUUUGGUCAUUUCAUGCACUCAAUAGAGACGACAUUAGUGGUGAUCAAGGGGGUAUUGCUUGAAUACAGUAGCACCCUUCGACUUGUGACAAGCGUGGACCUUUCAGACAACGAGUUAUCUGGCGAAAUCCCUGUCGGAAUUACCGAUCUUUUAGGCUUGAGAUCACUCAACCUCUCAACAAAUCGUUUGUCGGGAAGGAUCCCUCAGAGUGUAGGCAAUAUGGGGACACUGGAAUCGCUCGACUUCUCUUUCAACCAACUCUCUGGUGCAAUCCCUUCAAGUAUAUCGAAUUUGACAUUCUUGAGUUACUUGAACGUGGCUUACAACAAUCUAAUGGGGGAAAUUCCAAAAAGCACUCAACUCCAAACUUUCGAUGCAUCAAAUUUUGUCGGCAACAACCUUUGCGGGCCACCACUUAGUGAUAACUGCAGCAUAAACGCUUUAAAACCUCAUGAUGCCGGAAAUCGUGAGGGAUCAGAGGGUGGACUCGAAGUAGAUUGGUUUUGGUUUUAUGUGAGCGCCACCCUGGGAUUUGUUGUUGCGUUUUGGAGUAUUGCAGGGCCUUUGCUGUUUAAGAGAUCAUGGAGACAUGCCUAUUUCAAAAUGUUGGAUAGCAUCGGGACGAAGGCUCGGCGGUGUUUUCGCAGAUAGUUUCUGAAUCUAAAGAAAUCUGCUUAUGUCUUUGUUUAUAUGGCGAUGGAUUGUCCCAGUGUGUUGCAGCUAGUUGUAUUGUAUGCUUAA